AUGCGAGCACACCGGACGCGCCACCUGUCCCGCUCCUUUGUUUCGGCCCGCGAACGUCGGCGGAGGUCGUCCAAACGAUCGAGCCACGCACGUCGCGAUUCGGCCCGCGAUCGCUGUCUAGACGUUGCGUUGUAUCGUCCGAUCGAUUGCGCGGACGGGCCUCAGACGGUCAUCGACCCCAGCGGGCGCAUCGGUGACGUUACGCUCCGC
Iphiclides podalirius (scarce swallowtail) is the source of this 210-nucleotide messenger RNA. NCBI's taxonomy places the organism in Eukaryota, Metazoa, Arthropoda, Insecta, Lepidoptera, Papilionidae. The record is from the annotation of a GenBank genome assembly.